AUGGCUGCUAAGAAAGGGAAACUUGUCUAUAUUCAAAAUCUUGAUAUUCGGUUUGGACCUGCUGACAUAGAGUUGCAAUUCUACUUCUGCCCACGCAAAGCAUAUGCCAUAUUCAAUACUGAAGAUGCUGCUGAUGCUGCCAUUUCAAAAAUCAAUUCUGGUUUGGUUGUUGGUGGAAGACCUCUUCACUGCAGCAAAGGGUUACUUGAGGUUCCAAAAUCUUCAAAGAAUCUUGUUGGGCACCUCUCCUCACAUGUCCAAAUAGGUCACAAGCAGAGCAAGGCCGUAUCAACCUCGCAUUGUUCCCAGCCCAACACGAUCGAGUAUGACUUGGCCUUAGACUGGAUGCUUCUUCGGGAAAAGCAAGACCAAAGCUUCAGAAUACUUCACAAGCACAGAGAAGCCAGGAAAGGGUUUGCAAGCCUGGGCAGCAAAAGUUCGAAGGCAGAGAAAUAG
Molecule: messenger RNA, 456 nt
Organism: Miscanthus lutarioriparius
Lineage: Eukaryota; Viridiplantae; Streptophyta; Magnoliopsida; Poales; Poaceae
Source: the annotation of a GenBank genome assembly